This is a messenger RNA of Babesia bovis T2Bo, 722 nucleotides long. RefSeq lists its product as uncharacterized. NCBI's taxonomy places the organism in Eukaryota, Apicomplexa, Aconoidasida, Piroplasmida, Babesiidae. The transcript has a single exon. The record is from RefSeq and is a predicted model, not a curated record. The coding region runs from base 1 to 714 and encodes 237 amino acids.
AUGUUGCUUGUGUUUUGUGGCGAUGUGUACUGUUUUAACUAUAUGCGGUGGUUCAUUCUGCUGUUCAUCGUAUAUCAUCUGCGCCAUGCGCGGAAUCAUUACACAUUUGCUAUAAUAUUAUAUAUCAAAUAUGAACGAAUCGAUAUGUAUACUUCCCCUAGUUAUCGGGGAGCCAAGCGUCGACAGGAGUCUUCCUUGUUAGGCAGAGCAGUCAAUGCGCUUACGGGCUCUUGCGUAUCCAUUACCUUAUCUAACGGCAGUAAUAUAUCAGGGUAUGUGCUGGAAUACAAGAAGCAGCUCCAGACAUAUAAUAUAUACGAAUCUUUGCUUGAGCUACGCAGGCUAGAGGCUGCGGACUCUACAUUCGUGUUACCUGAUGACAUAUCGCAUAUGUAUGAUCGUUUUAAAAACACGCUAUCUGGAUGUAUGCCACGUAGUCAUAUGGGUCGCCAUAUGAAGUCGCACGUUGUACUGGCAGAUGCGACGAUAUGUUAUUCUGGACGUAGUUUUGUGGCCAGCAAGGUGGAAAUAAGCGAGGAAUGUAUAAGCACAGUUGUACCAUCUAACAUUCCCCGUGACGAAAAUAAGCAUUAUCGCAAUGUGCAUUCGGCUGAUCAACUUAAGCGUCUGAUAUUACAGGAGCCGAGUGACCGUAUAAAGAAUGCUGCUUUCUUACGUUGUAGUCGUAUAGGUCAGCAUAAUUCAAAACACUAAUGUUUUAG